GGCGUGAGGACGGCCGUCCCUGAAGGUGCCGCCGCUGCCCUCCGGGCCGGGUGGUCGGCGCUCGCCGCCCCGAGGCCAGGGCUUCGCAGGCGGAGGCCGAGGUGUAGAGUGUAGAAGAACUUUGUAGGUAAUGUGCUUUGACCCGAACCUGGGGCGUGUGGACCAGCUUACCCCUGCUACAGUCCAGACUUUAUUUUGUAGGAAGUGAAAGUAGUUUUUAUUCAACAGCGCGUUUACAGGUCCCUUUCACACUCACUCAGCAUCUUUGUGUUAAUGAGUACUGUCUUGGUCGGCUGCGCCUUGCAGAACGGGUUAUAAAGUUACAGCGGUGGCCAUUUCGCUGGCGGUUCAGCGGUGGAGAACUUCAGUCGGGCAAGAAGCCGCCUUGUACGAGGGUGAUCAGCAUAUGACCCACGAAGGUGAGACCUCCAGACAGAAUAGCACGGGGAGAAUUUACUUGAAUCCAGAAUGAUGGAUCCGUGCUCAGUUGGAGUCCAGCUUCGCACCACAAACGAGUGCCACAAAACCUACUACACUCGGCACACGGGCUUCAGGACUCUGCAGGAGCUGUCAUCGAAUGACAUGCUUUUACUUCAGCUCCGCACUGGGAUGACGCUGUCUGGGAACAAUACGAUUUGCUUCCAUCACGUAAAAAUUUACAUUGACAGGUUUGAGGAUUUGCAGAAGUCGUGUUGUGACCCAUUUAACAUCCAUAAAAAGCUAGCCAAAAAGAAUCUGCAUGUCAUUGACUUGGAUGAUGCCACUUUUCUGAGUGCAAAAUUUGGAAGGCAGCUGGUGCCUGGUUGGAAGCUUUGUCCAAAGUGUACACAGAUCAUCAAUGGAAGUGUGGAUGUGGAUUCUGAGGACCGCCAGAAAAGAAAGCCGGAAUCUGAUGGAAGAACUGCUAAAGCUUUAAGGUCUCUCCAGUUUACAAACCCAGGAAAGCAAACUGAAUUUGCUGCGGAAACUGGGAAAAGGGAAAAGAGAAGGCUCACGAAAAACACGUCCGCUGGUCCAGACAGACAAGUCAUACCAGCCAAGAGCAAGGUCUAUGACAGCCAGGGUCUGCUGAUCUUCAGCGGGAUGGACCUCUGCGACUGCCUCGACGAGGACUGCUUGGGGUGUUUCUACGCAUGCCCUGCCUGCGGGUCGACCAAAUGUGGAGCUGAGUGCCGCUGUGACCGCAAGUGGCUCUAUGAGCAAAUAGAAAUCGAAGGAGGAGAAAUAAUUCACAAUAAACAUGCUGGAUAACUCAUGUUACCGAACUGUGGGGUCUUUAAGGUCCUCUGUCUCUUUCUAAAAUUCUGUUCCUCUUCAGAUAUAUUUUAGGCCUUAGAGUCAAACAAUAAAGAUUUGCAAACCA
This is a messenger RNA of Chinchilla lanigera (long-tailed chinchilla), 1363 nucleotides long. RefSeq names its product ADP-ribosylation factor-like 14 effector protein (gene Arl14ep). Gene Ontology annotation, cellular component: intracellular membrane-bounded organelle. Lineage: Eukaryota; Metazoa; Chordata; Mammalia; Rodentia; Chinchillidae. The record is from RefSeq and is a predicted model, not a curated record.